Cucurbita maxima (winter squash) is the source of this 2300-nucleotide messenger RNA. RefSeq names its product MLO-like protein 11. Gene Ontology annotation, cellular component: membrane. NCBI's taxonomy places the organism in Eukaryota, Viridiplantae, Streptophyta, Magnoliopsida, Cucurbitales, Cucurbitaceae. The transcript is spliced from 16 exons. The coding region runs from base 174 to 1835 and encodes 553 amino acids. The record is from RefSeq and is a predicted model, not a curated record. Gene Ontology annotation, biological process: defense response.
AGGUAUCGCGUUCACAUACUAUUGUCGCACCAAAAGAUCGCAACAGGGGCACAUACAUAUGUCUAGUUCGUUACGUGUCGCAUGAAGAGCGCAGAAAAACAUGUAAACCAAAGCGAAUCAUAACCCCAUUGAUGAGAUUUCUCCUGGCUUGAUUUCUUUAAGAUUUGUUGGAAAUGGCUGAAAAUGGCUCCCCUGAGGGGAGAUCUCUGGCUCUGACGCCUACUUGGUCUGUUGCUUCUGUGUUGAUAAUAUUCGUUGCGGUUUCAUUGCUUGUCGAGCGCUCCAUUCAUAGGCUAAGCUCUUGGCUGGAAAAAUCUCAUAGAAAACCCUUAUUUGAGGCAUUGGAGAAAAUGAAAGAAGAGUUAAUGCUACUUGGGUUUAUUUCUUUGCUUCUGACGGCAUCAUCAAGUGUGAUAACAAAUAUCUGCAUUCCAUCCAAGUUUUAUGAUACCUCUUUUACUCCAUGCAGCCAGUCACAGAUUGAUGAACAUCAUGAGGACACUUCAUCUGAGCAGAGAAAGCUAUAUAUGGUUUAUUCUUUCCCACAUUUGUAUAGGAGGAUGCUUACUGUGAAUAAAAAUACAUGCAAAGAGGGUCAUGAGCCCUUUGUUUCAUAUGAAGGACUUGAACAAUUGCACCGCUUUAUCUUUGUCAUGGCGGUGACUCAUGUAUCUUAUAGUUGCUUAACCAUGUUACUGGCAAUUGUGAAGAUCCACAGUUGGAGAGUCUGGGAAAAUGAUGCUCACAUGGACCGUCACGAUGCAUUCAGUGAUACGACGAAAGAAAAGAUAAUGCAGAGACAAUCUCACUUAGUGCAAUAUCUCUCCUCCAAUCCCUUAACCAGGAGCAAUUUCCUUAUCUGGAUGACAUGUUUCUUUCGGCAAUUUGGGAGUUCUGUUGUUCCUUCUGACUACCUUACACUUCGCAAAGGCUUCAUCACGAAUCACAACCUUUCAUCAAGUUAUGAUUUCCAUAGCUAUAUGGUUCGUUCUAUGGAAGAAGAAUUCCAGAGAAUAGUUGGUGUGAGCGGUCCACUAUGGGGAUUUGUCGUUGCUUUUUUGCUGUUUAAUGUGAAAGGCUCUAACCUAUAUUUUUGGAUAGCAUCUAUUCCUUUUACUCUUGUUCUUUUAGUUGGCACAAAAUUACAGCAUGUUAUUGCAACUUUGACGUUGGAAAAUGCUGGUAUAUCCGGAUUCUUUUCUGGAGCAAAGCUAAAGCCGCGUGAUGAUCUUUUCUGGUUUAAGAAGCCUGAAUUCCUGUUGUCCUUGAUCCAUUUUGUUCUUUUCCAGAAUGCUUUCGAAUUGGCUUCGUUCUUCUGGUUCUGGUGGCAAUUUGGGUAUAAUUCUUGCUUCAUUAGCAAUCAUCUGCUUGUCUAUGCAAGACUAAUCUUGGGGUUUGCUGGACAAUUUCUUUGCAGCUAUAGCACCUUGCCCCUCUAUGCACUGGUAACUCAGAUGGGAACAAACUACAAGGCUGCCUUAAUUCCUCAAAGAAUAAGGGAAACAAUCUAUGGAUGGGGUAAGUCAGCUAGAAGGAAGAGAAGGCUCCGGAUAUUUGCUGAUGAUACCACAAUCAACACAGAAACAUGCACCGUGAUUUCACUUGAGGACGACGACAAUCAUCAUAUUGAUACCCCCAACACUGCCACUGGCUAUGCCACAAUCGAGAUGCAGCCACUUACUGCAUUGAAUGUGUCUGUCUCUGUUGCUAAUGAUAUAUCAUAUGGGGUUGGAACUGCCCGUCUUCGACCCACUCUGUCUCUUUCCUUACCUGUCGCUCAAAACCUCAAUCUCCAAAACCCUUUAAGAAGCUCAUCUUUGCCGAUACAAAGAUAACGUAUAGCUAGUAAACAAAGCUAUAGAAGUACCAUAUAAAUUAGGAUAACAAAUACCAUGAAAGAAGAAGUGUUCAGAAUGUGAGGCUAGAGAUUUGUUUAUAGGAAACUGAGUUAGUAUUCUUAGAAAACAGUACACGAAACUGCUUGCUUUGUAAUUUAUCUCCCAACAAUGCAAGGAAAGUUUAAACUCCAAUUAUAGAACAGAGUUUCCUGAUGUUCUAUAUUUCAUAAGUUUAUUAGAAAAUGAACUCCAUGAUGGAUGUUUUUUUAUUGAGAGCUAGAAGAAAACACUUUCUUUGAGGUAAGGUCUAAGCUCUAAACCAGACCACCAUUGGAUUUCAUGUCCUGAUUUGCUCCCCCACUGGAUUUUAUGUGAUGAUUUUCUGGCAGGACUGGUGGUUCAGGUUCUUCACCCAUUGGAAUAGAUUCAUCUUGGAUCUUAGAGUCGUUAACCGUGCCGACU